UCUCUGAUCCAUGCUUUCUACUGUGUGUUUCUGUGGCACAAGUGAGGGUGCAAGCGGUUUAAAGAAACAGUGGAAAUAUAAUUAGUGAUUGAAGUUUAGAUUUAAUAUCUUUGUCUUCAUAUUUACCCCAAUGGGAAAAGUGAAACAAAACAAACGUAAACGGAAGAAUAAGAACCCUACAGGUCUGCCAAGCGUGAAAGACAUACAAAAUGAAGAAGCCGAACUCAGUGCUAAGAGCUUGGCUAAUGUGUACAGAGGAAAAAAUGCUAUUAAAGCCGUUAUUGAACAGCUACAGGGAAGCACAGAAGACAAAAUAUUUGGCCUGAGCUCUAUUGCAUCCGUAUUUGAUAAACAUCCGGAAAUGGUUGUUCAAAAUCGAAUAAUAAGGAUAGCAGCUCCAUUGCUGCUUGACAAUGAUCCAGUUGUAAGACAUGCUGCAGCAGGUGCAUUAAGGAAUCUUAGUGCUUGUGGAGAUCCUGACUUGUGUGACUUACUAGUUCAGCAGGAUAUAAUGACAUCACUUAGUGCCUUAAUUCAGAAGUAUGCAGAUGAUUGGCAGGAGUGCGGCGACAAGAAAAUUGUAUCAGAGUACACAGAUACUUUCAUUCAGGCAGUACAUCUCCUGCUUAACCUGUGUGAAAAUAACACAACUGCUUUAAUGUACCUCAAUGAAGACAAUAUUAAAAUACUUGCCAGAUGUUUGGAUGUUCAAAAAUAUGGAAUUGAAACUGCUGUUGCUGUUGCACAAUGUUUGCACACAAUAACAGAAAACAAUCCAAUUGCAAUAAAGGUUCUACAAAAUAUGGAAACAACUUGGCACAGCUUGCUGGAACUAGAAGGAAAAGAGACAGAAUUUCUCUUGUUUAGAGUGCUUAUCUGUGGUCUGGCUUUAAACAUCAGAGCAAAGAUUUCUACAGCUCGGAUCCUUGCUGUUCUGGGAUCUGUGUUGGAAGUAGAUCACUGCCAAGUGCUGGACACCUUGGCAACCUCACUUGCUCAGAGUAAAGAUGAUGACAAAGUGAUAGAAGACACUGAAAAACUGAAGGAGCAGGAGAAACUUAUAGCAGAUACACAGACGUUGUUUGAAGGGCAGCAGACAUGUCUGGAAAUUUUGACAAAUAUUUGCUCUGAUGAUGAUGAUGAAGAUAGUACAAUGGAGAUUGACUCUUCCGAAACAAGUGAUAAUAUUUUGAGUGACUCGAGUAUCCCAGAUGAUGAACCUCCAUCUUAUGAAACAUCUGUUGUGACUUUGUCUGCAGAGGUUCAUGAAGCAGUAGUGCACCAACAGUUGGUGCAAAAAGUCUGGAUGAAAAUUGCUUUCCCACCUGAAAAUGUAUGUAAAUUACUGCAAGAAAACACUGAAACUUUGAAUAUUUACAACAGAGCCAAAGUGGUGAGGUGCCGAGCACUUCUAUGUUUAAAUAAUCUUCUGACCUGCCUUGAUGUAUCAGAUUUUGAAGGUGAAAAAGGUCUUUACAAAAUGUGGGUAGACAUUGCAACACUCAGAGAAGAUUCCAAUGACACUACAUUGAUGGAAGCUGUAACAGCUGCUAUGCGAGCAAUCCUUCAAAAAUCUGCACCACUUGCACCCAGUUGUUUUAAGGAUAUGACCCAGUCAGAUUUGAAGGUAUUGCUUGAAUGGACACAGCAGUGCUCCGAUCCAAGUGCUCGGGCAAACCUCUUAAAGAUCAGUGGAAUACUAGGAAUGAUGAAGGGAGACAGUUCAACAUUGAAGGUUGUUGGAAAUUUUUUACUUGAUACAGCUAGCAAAGAAACUGAACUCUGGGUCACAGCAGAAACAUUGGAUACAAUCAUGGAUGUUUUUGCUGAGGAUGAAACAGAUUUGGCAGCUGCUGAAAUAUCGUUAGUAGACAGACUGAAAGGCUUAGUGCCGGGUCUAAAGCAUAAGGUGCGCUCAAAGAAGAAGUCUUUGGGUGAACACUACAUCACUGUUACUACUGUGUGUACAAAUUUAAAUCGUUUCAUUCAGUACAAAGGAAAGAGAGUUGCUUUGAUUAAACAAAGCAAUGGGCAUUCUUAAUGCCACAAUUCCAUUUUGUAAAGCUUAUUAUUGUUGCAGUUAAGUCAGAUAAUCUAGUUUUGUAAUAUCAGUAGAAAAAUACUGACAAUAUUUUAUUUUAAAAAAUUUUACUUGUUGAAAUGUAAAUGUUAUGUAAAAGGUGUAUUAAUUUUGACUGUGAUGCAACUGAUAUUUUAAUUUUGAAUGAAAUAAAUUCCUGUCUAUAUGCUAAAAAUUUUGAAAAACAAGACAUUUGAUGUAUUAAUCAACUUUGUAUUGCUGUGGCAUCAGUCAUUGCCUUGAUUGGAAGCAUUUAUUGCCCCCUCUCCCACCUGUCCUGUUUUAUUUUUUAUAAAAUAAAAGACUCAGCUGCAGAAAUGUUUCACCUAAAUAUAUUGCUUAAUUUUAUACCACUAAA
This is a messenger RNA of Schistocerca piceifrons (Central American locust), 2438 nucleotides long. Its product is annotated as HEAT repeat-containing protein 3. The transcript has 14 exons. The record is from RefSeq and is a predicted model, not a curated record. The coding region runs from base 131 to 2041 and encodes 636 amino acids. Lineage: Eukaryota; Metazoa; Arthropoda; Insecta; Orthoptera; Acrididae. Gene Ontology annotation, biological process: ribosomal large subunit biogenesis; protein import into nucleus.